Phaedon cochleariae (mustard beetle) is the source of this 1293-nucleotide messenger RNA. Lineage: Eukaryota; Metazoa; Arthropoda; Insecta; Coleoptera; Chrysomelidae. The record is from the annotation of a GenBank genome assembly.
AUGAAGUGUAUCAGUACCUUAUUAUUUAUCACUAUAUUUGGGGGGAUAUGGCGGCUAGGCCGGCCCACCUGUGUUUUGGAGUCAGAUUUCGGAUUUAUCCUCAACUGUGCUUUUAAGAAAUCUAGCCUGUUUCGAGUUAGAAAUCUUGGUGGUGUGAAAGCUCACAUAGGCCUGGGAUUUAGUGUUGGGGAUGAGCUGGGAUUCAAAGAAUCUCUCUCGAAUGUAGAAACGAAUAGGAGGAGGUCUACUUCAGCUUCGAAAUUGCAAGCUCAGCUGAUACAAGCACAACAAAACGCCAAGAAGAUGAGUAAUUCGCUCACAGUUAGAUCACCAAGUGCCUCAGUCUCCUCGAGAUCCGAUUCUUCUUCACAUCAGAUCAUCCCCCCAUUAGCAUCAGGAGCAGUCCGAGAAACUUUGAAGAAGUCCUUAGCCACCCAACUUCCACCCUUCAAACCUAUACCCCCCGCCGAUGAGCGACCAGCCUUACCUCCUUCCAUCUCUCAACCAUCUCUGAUGGGUAUUGCAGUUCCUGCUUUCUCAGCUAUGCCCUCUUCUAUCUCUCGUUUUUCCGUAGGUAACCCUGGUAGUCCUAAGGUGAUGGCCGUAGUAGCAGUCCCUAAAAAGCAAUCGCAACUUCACGCUAUGGAUAAGAUAGGAAGUAGUCACUUUGCUGAUAGAACUUUGCCUUCUCUUGAUGACCUUCCCGAACCUAUACCCCAACACUCUUCCAACUCCAUCCAAGCACUUCUAGCUGCCAAUAACGUCACUGAAGAAACCCUGGAGGCAGCAUUGUUGCAAAGACAGCAGCAGCUGUUGCUUAGAAGAGCUACUAGCACUACGACCACAACCUACAGGCCUACUUCAAAGUAUGCCAACAGUGUGGGAAAGGUUAUGAAUGCUCCCAAGGAGUAUUACCCAGUGGGCUACGAUAAGAACUUCGAUGACAAUUUUGCUUCAAGGGUGGAUUUGCCUGAGACAUCGUUCUAUUGUGGUGAUCAGAAACAUUUUCCAGGGUUGUAUGCCGAUGAAGAUCUAGGAUGCAUGGUAUUCCACGUAUGUGCUCUGACAGACGAUGGUCUCAUAAUGAAGAGUUUUCUUUGUCCAGAAUCAACACUCUUCGACAACACAGUUUUGAAGUGCAAUUGGUGGUUUUACGUGGACUGCAAAAAUUCUAAGAAACACUAUGAUUCGAACAUUCCUAUAUCAAAAAGUUAUCAACUAAUGAAAGCUCUGACAUUUUUCUCAGAGUAUAAAAAAGAUUCGACUACCCAAAAAUCGAAUGAAAAAGACUGA